UCCAGCUAAUCAGGAUCAGCGGCCUGAAGGAGACGCAGAGAGAGAGAGUCUGGAGCUCUGACCCAGACAUCAAACUGCAGAAACGCUGAACCUCGUACACUACAGGAGGCCGGGACCGCCAGAGAGGGACAACAAAAGGAACCAGUUUCAAACAAAGAAGGGGACUAGACAACAAAACUCCCUCCUCCAGCUUCUUCAGCAUCUUGAUUCUCCAUCCUGUGAACUCUGGGCCUCUUCACGUCUUCUGCAGAAACAACAGCACUAAAAGGGAAGAGGAGAAAGACGAGAGGACGUCAGGAGGUUUUAUUGAGAGAGACUGAUCCACCAGCGCUCACGUAAGACAUGGAAACAUUACAUUUCCUCGGUCAGAGAUGAAAACUUCACACCUUUGUGUGCCUCUGAAUCUCUGCCAUAGCCCUCACAUGGUGACUUCUGAUGUCCUGCUAUCCACCUGAGGCUGAAACAUGGUCAUUCUGCAACAGGGGGACUAUGUGUGGCUGGACCUUAAAACGGGUCGAGAGUUUGACGUCCCGGUGGGAGCCGUGGUCAAACUGUGCGACUCGAGACAGAUCCAGGUCCUGGACGAUGAAGGGAAGGAGCACUGGAUCUCUCCGCAGAACACCAACAUCAAACCCAUGCACCCGACCUCUGUGCACGGCGUGGAGGACAUGAUCCGCCUGGGAGACCUGAACGAAGCUGGCAUCCUCCGAAACCUUUUGAUCCGCUACAACGAGCGCGUCAUCUACACUAAUUGUGGUGGAAAGACGUACACGGGCUCCAUCCUGGUGGCGGUGAACCCGUACCAGCUGCUCCCGAUCUACACCCCCGAUCAGAUCCGCCUCUACACCAACAGGAAGAUCGGAGAGCUGCCGCCGCACAUCUUCGCCAUCGCAGACAACUGUUACUUCAACAUGCAGAGGAACAACAAGGACCAGUGCUGCAUCAUCAGCGGUGAGUCUGGAGCGGGGAAGACGGAGAGCACGAAGCUGAUCCUGCAGUUCCUCGCUGCCAUCAGCGGACAACACUCCUGGAUCGAGCAGCAGGUCCUGGAGGCCACGCCCAUCCUGGAAGCGUUUGGUAAUGCCAAGACCAUCCGUAACGACAACUCCAGUCGCUUUGGGAAGUACAUCGAUAUCCACUUCAACAAGAGAGGAGCCAUCGAAGGAGCCAAGAUCGAGCAGUACCUGCUGGAGAAAUCCAGAGUGUGCCGACAGGCUCCGGAUGAGAGGAACUACCACGUGUUUUACUGCAUACUGAAGGGCAUGGCUCCAGAGAUGAAGGUUAAACUGGGCCUGGGUCUCGCAUCUGACUACUCCUACCUCACCAUGGGUAAAUGCACAGCGUGUGAUGGUCGGGACGAUCUGAGGGAUUACUCCAGCAUCCUGUCGGCCAUGAAGGUUCUGAUGUUCACCGAGACGGAGAACUGGGAGAUCUCCAAGCUGCUGGCCGCCAUCCUGCACAUGGGGAACCUGCGCUACGAGGCUCGUACGUACGACAACCUGGACGCCUGCGUGGUCGUCAGAUCUCCAGACCUGGUGACUGCUGCUUCACUGCUGGAGGUGGACCCGAAGGAUGUGAUGGUGUGUCUGACCACCAGGACUCUGAUCACACGAGGGGAAAGUGUCGCUACAUCGCUCAGCGUGGAGCAGGGCCUGGACGUCAGGGACGCCUUCGUCAAGGGGAUCUACGGGCGGCUGUUUAUCUGGAUCGUGGAUAAGAUCAACGCGGCCAUCUUCAGACCUCCGUCCUGCGAGAGCAACAUCGUGCAGCGCUCCAUCGGACUGCUGGACAUCUUCGGGUUCGAGAACUUCAUCGUCAACAGUUUCGAGCAGCUCUGCAUCAACUUCGCCAACGAGAACCUGCAGCAGUUCUUCGUGCGGCACGUCUUCAAGCUGGAGCAGGAGGAGUACAACCUGGAGGACAUCAGCUGGCAGCACAUCGAGUUCACCGACAACCAGGACGCUCUGGACAUGAUCGCCAACAAACCCAUGAACAUCAUCUCGCUGAUCGACGAGGAGAGCAAGUUCCCCAAGGGUACUGAUGCCACGAUGCUGUACAAACUGAACUCGCAGCACAAGCUGAACUAUAACUACAUCCCUCCCAAAAACAGCUACGCCACUCAGUUUGGAAUCCAACACUUCGCUGGGGUCGUGAACUACGAGACCAGAGGUUUUCUGGAGAAAAACCGAGACAGCCUCCACACGGACAUCAUCCAGCUGGUCCACUCGUCCAAGAACAAGUUCAUCAAACAGAUCUUCCAGGCGGACGUGGCCAUGUUUCUGUGCGGCUAUCAGCAGCCCAGCACUUCCAUUCCUAAGUUUCAGAGGAGUGAAAACCCCAAAAAUUCAGCACCGUAUGCUCAUGGUGCAGAGACGAGGAAGCGCUCCCCCACUCUGAGUAGUCAGUUCAAGCGCUCUCUGGAGAUGUUGAUGAGGACGCUCAGCGUGUGUCAGCCGUUCUUCGUGCGCUGCAUCAAACCCAACGAGUUCAAAAAACCCAUGUUGUUCGACAGAGAGCUGUGUAUCCGUCAGCUGAGAUACUCCGGCAUGAUGGAGACGAUCCGGAUCCGACGGGCCGGAUAUCCCAUCAGAUACACAUUCGUGGAGUUUGUGGAUCGAUACCGAGUCCUGAUGCCCGGAGUCAAACCGGCCAACAUACAGGAGGAUCUUCGAGGAACGUGUCAGCAGAUCGUUCUUGCCCGGCUCGGGAAAGACGGAGACUGGCAGAUCGGGAAGACCAAGAUCUUCCUAAAGGAUCACCACGACAUGCAGCUGGAGAUCGAGAGAGACAAAGGCAUCACUGACAAAGUCAUCCUGAUCCAGAAGGCUGUGAGAGGACUCAAAGAGAGGACUCACUAUCUCCGUCUGAGGAGUGCUGUGACUUUGAUCCAGAGGCUUUGGAGGGGCUAUCAGUGCAGGAAGAACUUCAAAAAAAUGCAGUCUGGUUUCCUGCGCCUCCAGGCCGUCUUCAGGUCCAGGAAGUACUUCAGGAGCUACCGGAGGACGCGUCUGCGUGUGAUUCUGAUCCAGGCUCGGUGUCGAGGGUUUCUGAUCCGACAGACGUUCUGGAGGCGUCUCCGUGCCGUUCUGACGCUGCAGGCGUUCACCAGAGGGAUGAUCGCUCGACGCCUCUGCCAGCGGCUCAGGGCAGAGCUGCAGCGCCGCCUGGAGGCCGAGAAGCAGCGUCUUUUCGAGGAGGAGCGUCUGAGGAACCAGAUGACGGCACGCCGGGCGAAGGUGGAGGCGGAGAGGAACCACCAGGAGAGACUGGUGGUGAUCGCCCAGCAGCAGGAGGAGAGAGAGAGGGAGGAGAGGGAGGAGACCAGGAGGCAGAAGGAGCGUCUGGAGCAGAUGGAGAGGGAGAAGGAGCAGCCGGUGGAUCACUCAGACAUGGUGGACAGGAUGUUCGGGUUCCUGGGAAACUCUGGGCCGCUGCCCAAUCAGGAGGGACGAGCACCCGCUGGAUUUGAAGACUUGGAGAACAACCCUCAGGGUGAUGAAGCUGAAGAGGAGGUGAUGAAUGAAGCCCGGCCGCUGCCUGAUGAGGAAGAUGAAGAUCUGUCCGAGUACAAGUUCUCCAAGUUUGCAGCGACGUACUUCCAGGGAAUUUCCACUUACACCUACAUCAGACGAGCUCUGAAACAACCUCUGCUGUUCCACGAGGACGAAGGAGACCAGCUGGCUGCGCUGGCGGUGUGGAUCACCGUGCUGAGGUUCAUGGGAGACUUACAGGAGCCCAAGAGUCAGAUGGCGAUAAACGACGGCAGCGAGAAGAUCCCCGUCAUGACGAAGAUCUACGAGACCCUCGGAAAGAGGACGUACAAGAGAGAGCUGCAGGAGCUGCAGGUGGAGGGGGAGAACAGCGCCAUCGACAGCCAGAAGAGGAACAGUGUGAGACAUAAACUGGUGUCUCUCACUCUGAAGAGGAAAUCUAAAAUCACGGAGGAGGUGACCAGACGUCUGACGGAGGGGGAUUACGGCCUGCAGGGGAACAGCAUGCUGGAGGACAGACCCACCUCCAACCUGGAGAAACUCCACUUCAUCAUCGGGAACGCCAUCUUAAGACCCGCCCUCAGGGAUGAGAUCUACUGUCAGAUCUGCAAACAGCUGACUCAGAACUCGUCUAAGAGCAGCCACGCUCGAGGCUGGAUCCUGCUGUCGCUCUGCGUCGGCUGCUUCGCCCCCUCAGAGAAGUUCGUCAAGUAUUUACGGAGGUUUUUGAUCAACGGUCCCCCUAGUUACGCUCCAUAUUGUGAGGAAAGGUUGAGAAGGACGUUUGUGAACCGAACCAGAACUCAACCGCCAUCUUGGCUGGAGCUACAGGCCACUAAAUCUAAGAAGCCCAUCAUGCUGCCGGUGACCUUCAUGGACGGCACCACCAAGACUCUUCUGGCCGACUCGGCCACCACGGCCUCGGAGCUCUGCAACGCCCUCGCUGACAAAAUAAGCCUGAGAGACCGCUUUGGGUUCUCGCUGUACAUCGCCCUGUUCGACAAGGUCUCGUCUCUCGGCAGCGGCAGCGACCACGUGCUGGACGCCGUGUCUCAGUGCGAACAGUACGCCAAGGAGCAGGGUGCGCAGGAGAGGAACGCCCCCUGGAGGCUGUUCUUCAGGAAGGAAAUCUUCAACCCCUGGCACGACCCGGAGGACGACCACACCGCCACCAACCUCAUCUACCAGCAGGUCGUACGGGGCGUGAAGUUCGGAGAGUACCGCUGCGAGAGGGAGGAGGACCUGGCAGAGCUGGCCUCUCAGCAGUAUUUCGUGGAUUACGGUGCUGAGGUCCUCCAGGAUCGUCUGCUCAGCCUCGUCCCGUCCUACAUCCCUGACAGAGAGAUCUCCUCCACCAAGACCACCGAGAAGUGGCUGCAGCUCAUCGUCAGCGCCCACAAAAAGGGACUACACAGUAAACGCAGGCUGAGCACUCAGAGGGUGAAGGAGGACGUGGUGGACUUUGCUCGGUUAAAGUGGCCUUUACUCUUCUCACGCUUCUACGAGGCCUUCAAGUUCUCCGGUUGGUCAUACUGUAUACAGCUGUCUUAUUUACUAUUGGGGUCCUUUGGAGGGGAACUAUCCCCUCCCUCUUCAUAAAUGUGCUUUCUACUC
Molecule: messenger RNA, 5105 nt
Organism: Gymnodraco acuticeps
Lineage: Eukaryota; Metazoa; Chordata; Actinopteri; Perciformes; Bathydraconidae
Product: unconventional myosin-VIIa-like
Exons: 36
Coding region: 465-5090 (1541 amino acids)
Cellular component (GO): myosin complex; cytoskeleton
Molecular function (GO): ATP binding; protein binding; cytoskeletal motor activity
Source: RefSeq, a predicted model, not a curated record